GUUUCUGAACGUGAUCACGAAACUGGACGAAAUCCCAAACCGUUAUCUCGCGGUUCUUAGCUAUCGACAUCGUUUCGUAAAACAAAUAGUCUUCAUCAUCGCUUCGUUGCUACAAAAUAUACUAAAGAAAUGAAAGGAAUUACAUCUUCGGUUAUUUUUUUAUUAAUUUUUUUAAAUUCAUUUUCAAACGCUUCAAAAAUUUUGUGUAUAUUUCCUGGUGUUGCCCAUAGUCAUUACACACUUGGUUAUGCUAUAUCAAAAGAAUUAGCGAAAAAAGGCCACGAAGUUACUUAUGUGAGUCCAUUUCCUGAAAAAAAUAAAGUUGAAAACUUAAAAAGUGUUGUUCUAACUGGAUUUCUUGAAUUAGCGACAGAUAUGAUGAAAUCAGUAAAUUUGUUCGAUAUGGCUGGAAUCUCACCAUUAAUAGGAAUUGUAAGUUUAGGAAACAUGGGACUUAUGUUAUCAGAAGAAACCUUAAAAAACGAAGCACUACAAACCAUCUUAAAAUCAAACGAAAAAUUCGAUCUAGUAAUAUCAGAAAGCUUUUUCCUCGAUUCUUUUCACGCAAUCGCAAAUCAUUACAACGCUCCCUCCGUUUUAAUAUCAACAAUUGGUUCAUCAAUUUGGACAAAUCAUUUAGUUGGAAUACCUGAUAUUCCAUCCUUCAUGCCAAAUAUCUAUCUUGGUAUCGAGAAUCCCCAACAAACGUUUUGUCAAAGAAUUCAAACACUCCUUUUAAACAUUGUCCAAAAACUGUUUGAUCACAUUUAUUUCUAUCCGAAACAAAAUCAAUUAAUAAAAAAAUUCUUCCCGAAUUCACCGGACGUUUUCGAUUUAAUUUACAACACAUCGUUGAUUCUAACUAAUUCUCACAUCAGCUUUACAAAACCGCAAUUAAAUUCACCGAAUAUGAUCGAAAUUGGCGGUUAUCAUGUCGAUGAACCGAAAAAACUACCUCAAGAUUUGGAAAAAAUUUUAAAUGAUGCUAAACAUGGUGUUAUUUAUUUUAGUAUGGGUUCAAAUUUGAAAGGGAACAAGCUUUAUCCGGAAAUUCGUGAGAAAUUAUUAAAAGUGUUUGGAAAGAUGAAACAAACCGUCCUUUGGAAAUUUGAAGAUGACAAUCUUCCAGGGAAACCUGAAAAUGUUAUCAUUAAAAAGUGGUUCCCCCAAAACGAUAUUUUAGCUCAUCGCAAUAUUAAACUUUUUAUCACUCAUGGUGGGCUGUUGAGCACCAUUGAAAGUAUUUAUCAUGGUAUUCCAAUGGUUGCAAUCCCAGUAUUUGGAGAUCAAAUGAUGAAUGCUGCGUACGCGGCUUCUGAAGGAUAUGCAAUUAAUAUUCCUUUUCAAAAAUUAAAUGAAGAAAGCUUUUUUAAUGGAAUUAAUCAAGUUUUAAAUAAUGAAAAGUACCGAAAAAACGUUCAAAUCAAAUCAAAAAUUUUCCAUGAUCAACAAGUUAAACCCAUCGAUAAAGCAACAUAUUGGAUUGAGUAUGUUAUACGACACAAUGGGGCAAAACACUUAAGAUUACCAUCGGUUAAUUUACCCAAUUAUCAAUUUUAUAUGGUUGAUAUCUUGGCGGUUAUGACGGUUUUAAUUGGAGUUUCCUUUGUGUUGUUUUGUGUAAGUGCAAGAUGGAUUAUUAGAAGAUGUAAUCGGCGCCCUACAUUAGUAGGAAAUAAAAUUAAGAAAAACUAAAUGUUUUUAACUGUAUUAAAAAGUAUUAUUUUUAUUGGACAAUAAAACACAUUUGGCUUGA
Onthophagus taurus is the source of this 1756-nucleotide messenger RNA. Its product is annotated as UDP-glucosyltransferase 2-like. Gene Ontology annotation, molecular function: UDP-glycosyltransferase activity. The record is from RefSeq and is a predicted model, not a curated record. NCBI's taxonomy places the organism in Eukaryota, Metazoa, Arthropoda, Insecta, Coleoptera, Scarabaeidae.